AUGGCAUUUGGUGGCCGUUAUGUCAUUAUGAUGAUGUUACUCUUCUUAAUAUACACUGGUUUAAUCUACAAUGAGUUCUUCUCUAUACCAUACCCGUUGUUGCUCCCUCUGCCUAUGAUUGCCGUGAUGUCGCAUGCAGGUCCGGGACACUUACCCAUUUGGUCUAGAUCCAGUGUGGCAUGGUACCCGCAGCGAGGUGCCGUUUCUGAACUCACUGAAGAUGAAAAUAUCAAUCCUUCUUGGAGUUUCUCAAAUGAACCUCGGAAUCAUAAUGAGCUACUUCAAUGCAAUAUUCUUCAAAUCGGGUGUAAAUCAGUUGUAAUAUUUAAUUUUGGGGGCUUGCGGGUUCCAGUUCGUUCCCCAGAUGAUAUUCUUGUUUCUAUUCCGUGUAUGUUACUUCCAAAGCCACUCAUCUUGAAGAAACAACAUGAAGCUGUUUCUUUGCUGGUCGUCCUAAACGGUUUCCUUCUCCAUAGGCAUCAAGGCCAGUCAUACGCACCUCUUGACGAGACAGACGAGAGUCUUCAUGUGGAGACAAACGGAGGAUCCCACGGACACGAGGAGUUUGAAUUCAGCACCAUAGAGUUUGUGCUUGGAGCUGUUUCCAACACCGCUUCUUACCUUCGUCUAUGGGCUCUCAGUCUUGCUCACUCAGAGCUAUCAUCAGUCUUCUAUGAGAAGGUCCUCCUCCUCGCAUGGGGUUACAACAAUAUACUGAUCCUCAUCGUUGGGAUCAUCGUAUUCGUGUUCCCAACCGUGGGAAUGUUGCUGGUGAUGGAGACGCUAAGCGCGUUCCUUCACGCGCUGCGUCUCCUCUAG
Arabis nemorensis is the source of this 819-nucleotide messenger RNA. NCBI's taxonomy places the organism in Eukaryota, Viridiplantae, Streptophyta, Magnoliopsida, Brassicales, Brassicaceae. The record is from the annotation of a GenBank genome assembly.